UUUCUUGCUUCCCCUAGGAAGUCCCGCUUUAGUCUCUGCCUCGGUUCCGCCGGGUUCCUGCCUCCCAAUAUACACCCCGCCCCUAGAAUCUCCGCAAACUCCAUCCUUACAAAGCUCCACCCUCAGCUCUUCUACUACGGAGGAGAACAAUUAAGUCAGCAGCGUGCGGAGCAGCAACUCGGGGCCCAACUGAUGGCGCUGCAGAAACAAGUGGAGUUGCUGGAGGCCAAGCACGCCAUACAGGCGGAGGGCUUGCGGAAGGGCGCACAACGGACGGAGGAGGCCUGGGCCAGCUUCCAAGAGCAGAGCGGAGUGCUGCAGGAGCUGCAGGGUAAGGUGAUGGAAGCGGCGGCUGCGCUGGACGCCUUGCGGGGCGGUCUGGACCUCUGCGACUCUCAGCCUCCUCGCCGGGUGCAGGACUACGCGGGCUCCCUCAUGGAGGAGGUGGCCAAGGCCGACUGUGUGAGCACGCGCCGGGCCGGGGAGGGCUGGAGUCGGUACACGCCCCCACGGGGAUACCGUACACUCACGCGGGCCCGUUUCCCCACGGGGGCCCGUCAGAUCCGCCCCAACGGCCCCCGCCCCCUCUCGCACACUCACUGGACUCGCCCCCCACGAGAGACACCCUCAAUUCCCGGGGGACUGAUUACCCGCCCCUUCGUGAGACCCCGCGCCGCGCGCUUGCGAUGGAGCUGGACGCCCCUUCUCUCCCCGCAGCAGAAGCGGCUGUUCCGUGGCGCAGGCAUCAGGCUGUGGGUGCUGAGCGCGCUGCAGACGCUGUUUCUUCUCCCGCUCGGCUUCCUGGUGCUGCCGCUGCUCUACCUAGCGGUGGUCAACCCCAACGCCCUCCGCCGCGGGCUCUGGCGCCUCCGCUCGGACAGCGCCUUCCGCCGCCUGCGCUACACGCUGUCCCCGCUGCUCGAGCUGCGUGUGCGCGGGCUGCUGCCCGCCUAGGACUCAUCACGUCGGCCGAGGCCGCAGCCACCUUUGUCUCCCGUGUGGUUUCUGGGCGCCUGGGGGAGGCCGGCAGGAGACACCGGGGCGGGGGACGGAGGGUCAUGUGUCCCUCGGGGCCCAGCGACCGGCCCUGGCAUCGUGGCCUCCGGCUUGAGCCGGGCGCGCCCUCUUCCGGCGCCCACGUUUGGGCUGGCUCGCACCAAGGGGCUCCUCGGCGGCCCCUGCUGCUGCACAGGAG
This is a messenger RNA of Pteropus alecto (black flying fox), 1195 nucleotides long. It is a transcript of the gene TMEM191C, whose product is annotated as transmembrane protein 191C. The coding region runs from base 193 to 954 and encodes 253 amino acids. NCBI's taxonomy places the organism in Eukaryota, Metazoa, Chordata, Mammalia, Chiroptera, Pteropodidae. The transcript is spliced from 6 exons. The record is from RefSeq and is a predicted model, not a curated record.